Diuraphis noxia (Russian wheat aphid) is the source of this 1332-nucleotide messenger RNA. RefSeq names its product protein eva-1 homolog C. Lineage: Eukaryota; Metazoa; Arthropoda; Insecta; Hemiptera; Aphididae. Gene Ontology annotation, molecular function: carbohydrate binding. The record is from RefSeq and is a predicted model, not a curated record.
AUAAUCGUAUCAAUUAUAAUUGGUACUUUAAUUAAAUGUUAAAAUUACAAUGAAAAAAAAUCUAAGAAAAUAUUACAAUUAACUUCACAAAUUACUUUAGUUGCAUCAAAUAUAACAUUUUUAAAACAUUGCCGUCUGUUUAGGCAGUGAAUAGCACACCAAUAUACAUACAGAUCACUUAAUUCAGUUAAUUCAGUUAAAUUAAUGAUAUUGAAAAAUAAAAUGCUUUAGAUGUCUAAAACGACAGCAGACGUAGGUAACUGUGUAUUCAUGUUUAAAAUAUUUUUUAUUUCAUUUUUCUCGACGCUUCACAACUUUUCACAAAGAAUCCAAAAUCAAUAAACGAGUUUCGUCACCUGCUACUUCAUWUACCUAYGAUGACGAUACCAAAUUAUAUUAUACGUAUUAUACAGAUACAGUGUAGCCAGAUCUGAUGAUAUGACAAUUAUAUUUAUUUUGUUGACAGUUGAGUUCAGGAGCAAAGUGGCGUGUGAAAACGAAGUGGUCAACUUGCAGUGCAAUCUGAAUUCCCGACUAGCCAUGUUCUCGGCGAGUUACGGCCGGACAGAGUACGAGAGUAUCCAGUGUCCGCAACCACAAGGCGUUCCGGAAGAGACGUGUCUGGUGAGUUAUGCGACGGAGACCGUGAUGACUGUGUGCCACGGCAAGAGAAAUUGUAGACUAGCGGCGGAUGCGGCGACGUUCGGCAACCCUUGCAAACCAGCCUCCAGGAUGUACUUGAAAGUCGUGUACAACUGCGGUGAGUAUCAGAAGCUAUAACACAUUCCCRUGGAAAUAUUGUUCAUUAUAACGCAGUAAACCGGCAAUAGAGAUACCUGUAAGGGAGAUCCCUGAAGGCAUAUACAAAUAAAAAACAAAUUUACAUUUCUUAUCGUCGUGGGUUACCGUGCUUACGCCGCGUAUUUUCCAAUCAUCGUACAACCUGCGAAUGGGAAACCUAUAGCUAUUGUAGGAAUAUAUUCCAGUCGGAUAUAAUAAUAUAUGCGUGGUCAUAGAUAUCAUAAUAUUAUAUUACGGAGGAACUAAUAUUAGGUAUGGAUACUAAUAUAUUAUGUGUAGGAUGUAUAUAAAGUACCAGCAUUGAAUGCUGAUAUCUCUUCAAUCCAUUUCAGCAAAUAAGCAUAAUAUGCACUCAAUGGUGCUAGCCUAGUAGUCUGUGGAUCGAAAAUAAACGUGCACACUGUUUAGUGACCAUCCAGUCAUCUAGAACUGGUAGAUGACUCUACUGGAUAUCGUCCGAAUCGUUGAAGUUCGAUAUUAGGUAAUUCUUCAAAUAGAAAAUACGAAAUUGGUUCACAAUAAAAAAAAAAA